UCUGCCCGGGAGGACGCGUUGGCACUGAGGAAGCAGAGCCGGAGAGACUCCCCGGCCCAGGUGAGAGGAAGAUGAAGGUCCUGCUGAUGCUGGCGGUGCUGUCUGCCUGCAGUGUGUUCACAGCUCGUGGGAAGUUCCUGCACCCGUUCACACCGGGACUCGAGGGAAGCACCGUCGGAAAUCUGACUGCUCACAGCUGCUACUCGGGAUGGGGCAGCAAUCGCACGUCGAAGGCUUCAACGGACCGGUGCUGCCUGCUCCGUGCCUGCUGCUACGCCAGGCUGGCAGCACGGCGGUGCCGCGUGGGACCCGUCCAGCCCCUCUCAGUGCCCCGGGCAGGAAUCCCCACCUGCAGGUCCGGGACCUGGUGCCAGAGAGGUGCCUGCAGAUGCGAGCGGGCAGCCCAGUUCUGCCGCCUGCGGGGCCGGGGGCUGUUUCGGCGCCGGGGACCGUUCCGGCCUCGCAGCAAAUGCCGGGGACGAGCCGGGCGGUGUUGAAGCCAAAGGGAUUUUUGCAAAACCACCUCCAGGCUGAUGAGCAAAGGGACGGCGCAGCACGGGGAGCGUUUCCCAACCCUGGCGGGUUUCCUCCUUGGGGCUUUGGCUUCAACACGAGGACAACAACCCUCUCGUGAAACUGCGUCAUUAUACACUGGAUCCGUGGAGGGACAGCAGCGCAGAUGCAACUUUUCAGCACAGAAAAACAAGGGAGGGGUGGACACCUGCGCCUGGUCGCUGCGAAGGGCGAGAUGGAAACCAGUGCGAGCCUCUCUGCUGACACUCAUUUCCCCUUGGCUUGAACUCCCCACGCAGCCUGUCAGCUCCCUCUGCUUUUUUUGCUUCGCUGCAACUUCUCUUCUGUUGCUCCAAAAUAAAACCAGA
Athene cunicularia (burrowing owl) is the source of this 881-nucleotide messenger RNA. RefSeq names its product basic phospholipase A2 A-like. Gene Ontology annotation, biological process: arachidonate secretion; phospholipid metabolic process; lipid catabolic process. NCBI's taxonomy places the organism in Eukaryota, Metazoa, Chordata, Aves, Strigiformes, Strigidae. Gene Ontology annotation, molecular function: calcium ion binding; A2-type glycerophospholipase activity. Bases 72 to 497 code for a protein of 141 amino acids. The record is from RefSeq and is a predicted model, not a curated record. The transcript is spliced from 5 exons.